UCCGCGCGCUGCUGCGUUCACCGUCUCAACUCUCCGAGCGGUUUUCACGGAGGUUCAGAGAAAUACCGACUUUUUGUCUGGAUAUGACCUGAUAUGACCUGGGAAGAGACGGGAAUCCAGGAACCUGCUGAAUAUAUUCAGAGGCUUUGAGUAAACGGAUGGGCUGUCGACUCUGGAUCACUGAACCUCUGUAAAGUCAUUCCUGUGCUUUGAUGCAAGCGUCCCUCGGGGAGAUUUAUGUGUCAUCAGGACCUUGAGAUGCAACCACACACGCUCAGUGAUGUUCAGCCUCAUCCCUCUCUCAGCAGACCUGGCAGACCUCUAAUCUCUAAAAGAUUGAUGAGGUCUUGUUCAAGUGCAGGAGGCCUUGCAAAGCGUCGAUAAGGCAGCUUUCAUUUCACCACAUUUUAUCCCUCACUUCUUCCUUUCCUCUCCUCCUUUAUUUCAUACUGAGAAACACGGGGGCUGGCUUUGAAGCAUAAGAGAGGAUUAUGACAUGCCAAGGCCUCUGGGCGAGAAGGACGGUGUUUAAAAAAAGCAGGAGCCAUGAAAUGCCCCAGAAAUACCAGCUCUGUUUUCUUCCAUCGCUCCUCGUUUGACUGCUGUGUGGAAGCUGAGCAGGACGCUGGAGUCGGCAUGUUACUGUCAAACUGCUGGAGCUGGAAUGUAGUGAAACUACAGAGAGGUGAAGCCCAAAGCUGAGAGGAGCUGAACUCAUUACACAAACCUGCACACACACGCUCAAAAAAACACUCAGAGUCUCACACAGGACAAUGUGCAACAUCUCCUUCUGUGAUGUGGACAGUAAGGUGGACCAGUUCUUCCAGCCCACGCUCUACAUCAUAGUCAUCGUCCUGGGGCUGCCCACUAACUGCAUGGCCCUGUGGGCUGCUUACAUGCAGGUACGUCAACGCAAUGAGCUCGGCAUCUAUCUGAUCAACCUGUCAGUGGCUGACCUCCUCUACAUCACCACUCUUCCUCUGUGGAUCGACUACUUUCUGCAGCACGAUGACUGGAUUCACGGCCAGGAGAGCUGCAAAUUGUUUGGCUUCAUUUUCUACACUAACAUCUACGUCAGCAUUGCCUUCUUAUGCUGUAUAUCACUGGAUAGGUACCUGGCUGUGGCAUACCCCCUGCGCUUUGCUAAGGUCCGACGAAUCAAAACAGCUGUCCUGGUCAGUGCCAUGGUCUGGAUCAUUGAGAUCGUUGCCAACUCUGCUCCACUCUUCCAUGAUGAGCUCUUCCAGGAUCGGUUCAACCACACUUUCUGCUUUGAGAAGUAUCCCAUGCAGGACUGGGUAGCAGGGAUGAACCUCUACAGGACGUUUCUUGGGUUCCUUGCUCCAUGGACAGCCAUGCUGGUCGCCUACAGAGGGAUCCUCGCAGCAGUUCGAUGCAACGUCUCAACGGAGCGUCAAGAAAAAGCCAAAAUUCAGCGCUUGGCUUUGAGUUUAAUUCUCAUUGUCUUGCUCUGCUUUGGACCAUACCACAUCCUCCUCCUGGUGCGGAGUGUUAUGUUUCUAAGGAAACCAUGUGACUGCAGCUCAGAGGAGACCUUAUUUGCUGCGUACCAUGUGUCAUUGGCACUGACCAGCCUGAACUGUGUAGCGGACCCCAUUUUGUACUGUUUUGUCAAUGAGGGUGCCAGACACGAUGUCGGCCGAGCUCUCUCAGCCUUAAUGUCUGCAGCCUGCCACAGACGUUCCUCCUCCUCACCGUCCCAUGCUGACAUACUCAACGCAGGGUCAGUAACCGUGGAGACACCACUGUCGGCUAAGAAACAGCCUUGUGUGUUUGCUGACGGCAAGACUAGCAGCUACAAGACUGAACUGGUGGCUCUAAGGGAGGAGUGUCUACAGAUGACCAUCCUCAGUGUUAAGAAAUGAAUUCUGUCCAAAGGUUCAGUCAGGAACAUGAAGCUCUUCCCACGUCUGAUUUUUUCUUGAAAAACAAACUGAAAUCAGACGUAAUCCUUGCUUCCACUAGAUGGUAAAAUGAGAUUAAUGUGAACUAAUCAUACAGUCUGUAACCAAAGUAACAGACCUAUAUGUGGUUGAAAUGCACAACAGAAAACUGCCAUGUUAGAUCUGUACCACAAGUAAGGCUAAGUCAAGUAAGGUUUGGAUGGACGGUUUGGGCAGCUCAUGUUAGGUAUGGGGAUUUUCCUUUAAAAACCAAACUAACCUUGAGUUUAUACUUAUUACAAAGUCAUUUAAUUUGUGGGGCUCCUGGAUUCCUAUUGCUAGUUGGCAUUUUUGCCUCACACUGCAGACAUGGUUCAGCUUUUGGUACUUCAACAUGUCGUUCAGGUGAUGUCAUUAAUCCCAGAGUGAUGAGGCAGAUAAAUAUUUUGGUUUUUAGAUUUAGAGAUAUUCUUAAGAGCUUGAAUCGAAGGCAUCUGGACUUCUUUUUGUCUCUUGACAGCGUUUCUCCUCUCACCCAGAAAACUUUUUCAGUUCUAAACUGAUGAGAAGUUCCAGGCUCAUAAGCUGUAUUUUGGCCAUUUGUAUUUGGGGGCUGUUGAAGUCACAUAUGUGCUGUUGACUCACCCAACCCUGUUUAUCUCGAGGAUCAUUGCCUUACCUACCUGACAAACACGUGAUGUGUUUUGGUCACAUGACUCUAGGUGUGACUGGUUUUAAAACUGCCUGGUUAGGAGAGUUAAAUUGCAUUGUAGGGGUUGGAAAGAUUAAACCUGAGGUCAUUUCCUUUGUUAAAUGCUAGUUUUGCUUGGUUAAUUUCUUUCACUGCUCUCUCAGACCAUCUGUCUUCUCUGCCCAAAGUGUGCACAUUACUGUCCUCACAGGAGUAUCCCUUAUCCUUCAGAUGCAGGUAGACUGCUGAAUGUUGACCUGAAGAGCUGUGCUUCGGUUUUGUGCCAGAUGCUUGUGAAGUGCUAGUUUGGUUUCUCUCACGCAGAGGUCUGUGCUCUCCUCGCUGCACUGAAGUGCAUAUACAACUCUGCUCAUCUUGAGUUUGAAUGUUUCUCUAAUUCAGUAUUCUGUAUGUUAUUGUGCUGUGAAUGUCUUUAAACUUCUGUAACCUUUGGGUUUUGUGCAUCUUCAUUAAAAAGUCUCGACUCCACACUGAGUUUCCACCUCUCCAUUGCGCCUCUCAUUUGGCCAAGCUGUUUGUUAAUGGAGAUAUUUUAGCUGUUUGGCAAGCUGUCCUUAUCCUGGACGGACAUUGUUUUGGCCAUAGUUUAAUGUAUGAAGUCCCAAAUGGAGGCUGAUGAAACUGUUUCUGCUAGCAUGGCCUCAUUGGCACCACUUGCAUCUUCCAUCUCCUUCCUUUUGCUUCUAAGGGCCUUUCCAAUUUUUCUUCCUCUGGUGUUAUUAUUAGUUUGAAAAGUAACUUAGAGAUAAAAUGGGGGUUUAAAAAGGGUUCAGGUAGAAGUCCAAUCUUCACACAGCCGUCUGAAUCUUGACCUGAAGAACUCCUUCUGUGUUGCGCCAUAUGCUUGUGAAGUUGUUGUUCGGUUUCCCUUAAGUUGAGGUCUGUCCACUCCUCAAAUCUGAAUGGCCAACUACAGUUUAUAAGCCUGGAACCUUCUGAAGAAGCAUUUUAGAUGACAGGAGAAACUCUCUCAAGAGACAAAAAUAAAUCCAGUCACCUUUGAUUAAAGCUCUUAUGAUUACCAUGACCUGGAUGACUGAGAAUCUAUGCCAACAGGUGUAGAGGUGCCAUCAUGAUGUGAAACUUGGACCUACUGGUGACACCAAAUGAAAAGUUAGGAGAUAAUCUCGAGCGUUUGAUGCCAAUCCAUACAGCGUGGACCAAAAUGUUGGAUCAGCUGCCUGACACUGGUGUGACUGGUGAGGAUCUUAUCAGGACACCUGAUAAACUUUUUGAUGCCUACAAGACACUUUUGAAUAUUUAAGAGAAAUUAUUUAAACACACCAUCGUCUGCAUGACUCGUUGUUAUUGGACUGAGAAGAGACUUCUGUGCUGCAUGGACAGAAGGAUUGCUGUUCUAAAACUUUCUUUACAUAGUUGGAAAUGUCUUCUUUUUAUUCUUUUUUUUUUUUUGCUAUAUCAGUUUUUCAGAGGAAAUAAGAAGCCUUAUGAAGCACCUCAACUUCUAAACUAUGAAAGCAGGGUGGCUUAGAAAAGAAGUGUCUUAAUUUUUAUUGUGAGCCAUGUGUUUUGUUUUUUUUUUAACCACAAAAAACAAUUGAAUCUUUUCAGAGAUCUUAGAAAAAAAUAAGUUUUUACAGCUCAUUUUUAAUUUUGACUUGUAUUAAAUUCUAUAAUCAUGUUGUAAAGCUGAAUAUCAGUGUCAUACAGUGAAACAAGUCAUCAUACGUGUUCAGAAUGUAAACAAAUGCAUGCCCUCAUAAUCACUGUAAUAUGUCAGCAUGUUGAACAUUAACACAGCAGCAAAAGGAUCUGUUGUAUAAACAGUUGGUGGCAUCUUUAUAUGAAGUCACACUCUUUCCAUAUGUGUUCAAACCAAAGCUUCUUUUCUCAGUGUCGAUGCAGCCUGCCUGGUCAUGCAUGCAAGGGACUGCAUGCACAUCCAUCCCAUGCAGCUGGAUUUUUCUCCUCUGAACAGCUUAAACAGCCUUUCACAGAAAAAGUAAUCAAACUACUUCAUGUUGAUCUGUUUCCUCUGAGACAGAAGCUGUUAAAGAGCUCCAGCUUAUAUUGAGUUUGGCCUGAGAUGUUGGUGUUUUCAAUGCAACAUUCAGUAUGGUUCAGCCCAUAAUUAAUAAUUCUGACAGCCUUAACUGACAUUAUGUUGCUGCUGCAGACAAAAAUACAAUUAACCUUGAAAUGUUUACAUCAUUGUAGCCAAAAGCCAUUUUGUAAGUUAUCAUUUUCAUUUAUUAUUUUUUAACUUCACAACAGAAUCCUUUAGAUCUGACAUUUGAUGUUCGUAACUGUCCGGAUUUGAUGAAGUGACACAGCUAACUGCUCAAAAUGAGUCAUAGUAAAGCAUGUUACCUGCUAAAUGCAUGACGAGGAAGAAAUUGCUGGUUGGAAACAUAAAAAUAUCCCAAGAGGUCAGUAGGUCAAAUAAUUAUUUUAAAUUUUUAGUUCAAAUCAGCAAAACAACAUUGAAUGUUUUCAUUGAGUUUAUAAUGAUCUCAGAUUAAGCUAUUUAAAAUGUCUCAAAAGCAUUUUUUAUUACAUUUUUUUUCAGUGAUUUAGUCUUUAUAAUUAAAGUUUAAUUCACCAACAGAAAAAUAGCUGUUAAACUUUGACAUCUAGUCAUGGCAAGAGAAGAAGAAAGCAAAAUACACCCUCUUUCAACAGCAAGGUUUUAUGUAACGGGGCAUAAAAUAAAAAGAAAACUAAUAAAAAUAAAAGCAGCACAUGACACAUUAGACUGUGUUGCCAUAUAUUUAAGAAAAUAACUUUUCCAAAAUGCAGAAUUGGUGUGUAAAAACUGUGUCCUCCCCAUGAUUCAGUAGCUUGUAUAACUUAAGCUUAGCAAUAAGCUGAAGUAAUGAUUUUCUGUGUGACGUUAUCAGUCCUUCACAUGGUUGUGGAGGAAGUUUGGUCCACUCUUCUUUCCAACGUUCUGCACAGCUCUCUGAACGUCCCACCACAGCAUCUCAGGCAGGUUGAGGUCUGGACUUUGGAUCAUGUCAACACCUUGACUCUUUUCUUUUUCAGCAAUUCUGUUGCAGAUCUGCUGCUGCGUUUGGGAUCAUUGUCCUGCUGAUGAAACAGUUUCAGCCAAACUUUUGCUGUCAGACAGAUGGACAUUUGACUCUAAAACACUUUGGUAUCCAGAGGAAUUCAUGAUCCACUCAGUGACUGCAAGGUGUCCAGGUCCUGUGGUUGCAGAACAAGCCCAGAUCAUCAGCCCUCCACCACCGUGCUUGGCAGUUGGUAUGGGGUGUUUGCACUGAUAUGCUCUGUUUGACUUUCUCCAAAUGUGCUGUUGUGUAUUUGGACCAAACAUCUCUGCUUUGGUCUGGUCUGUCUAAGGGACAUUGUUCCAGAAGUCGUGUAGUUUGGUCAGAUGCAGCUUUGUGAAACAGAAGAAGCUUCCUCUGGCAAACCCUUCCAAACAAGCCAUACUUGUUCAGUCUUUCUCUUCAUCGCACUGUCAUUACCUUUAACCUUUAAUAUGCUAACUGAGACCCAGUUACAGUUCACUUUGGGCUGAACUUGCUGGGACGUCCACUUCUGGGAUAACUGGCAGCUGUCUUGACUCCAGAUUGUUUGGAAAUUACCUCAUAACCCUUCCUGGAUCGAUAAUAGGUGCUUCUAUAAGAUAAUUACUGACGUCUUUCUUCCUUGGCCUUGUGUUAACACUCAGCUGGAUGAUUUAAAGCAGCAAACUGAAAAACUAUUCUACUUUUAUAGAGGUGCUCACACUGAUGGUGAUCAAUCAAUCAGGUACAUUGAUUAUCAGCACCUAGCAGCUACUGACCCUGUUCAUACUGAGAAAGCAGUAGGGAUGGACUUCGUUUUUCACAUGUACUUCAGUAUUUUGGUUUAGUUUUUGUAAAAUCAGUAAUGACAUAUUCACCUAAUUGUAAAACCAGAUCAUAUUUUAUGAAGACCUGAUGCGUAAAACAUUUGCAUGACGUAUAUCGAGCUCCUUCCUGGUGUCAUGAAAACUAAGAGUUGAUGAAACCUGUUGGAAAAGUUCAUGUACUGCACAAAUUUCUUACUACUUGACAUUUCUCUGACAUGAAUGAUCUUCCUUUUGUUUGUUGGAAGUUUGUCUAAACAAAAAUUACUCAACAUCUUGUUUUUUAACACUCAUAAUAGCCUGUCAGCACAGAUAGAUUUUUUAAUACAUACAUAUAUAUAUAUAUAUAUACACACACACACACACACACACAUUUAAUUUCUUUGCUCUUUUGUGCUGUCACAUGUUUUUGGACUGUUGCAUUCAUGUUUAUGACAUUUCAUAGAUGCAUCUGUUUACAUUAUACAAAGCCCUCCUGUAUGCUAGCAAAAUAUAGCCAUCAUAUAACAAAUUUCCUUGUAUGCUGUUAUGGCUCAUAAAACCUGUCCAGUGAUUUUGCAAACAGAGCCCCACCUGCUCACUGUUUUGGAAAUGAUCCCAUCAGCAGUGAUUUUCUUUUUUUUUUCCAUCUUCUCUUGGCACAGACAUGUAGCUAAAUUCUGUGCAAGUAUGAAAAGUCAGGUUUCUGCAUACCCGUGGCUUGUUGGUGUUGCUGUAAGUUCUGCUGUACAUGCCAGUGAGAGGAGGUGCCAUGCUUUAUAUUGUGCAUUUGUUCAUCAACAGUCAUUGUAAGAAAUAAAUGGUGAAACCUUG
Melanotaenia boesemani (Boeseman's rainbowfish) is the source of this 7246-nucleotide messenger RNA. It is a transcript of the gene gpr4, whose product is annotated as G protein-coupled receptor 4. Gene Ontology annotation, cellular component: membrane. Bases 774 to 1886 code for a protein of 370 amino acids. Gene Ontology annotation, molecular function: G protein-coupled receptor activity. Gene Ontology annotation, biological process: G protein-coupled receptor signaling pathway. Lineage: Eukaryota; Metazoa; Chordata; Actinopteri; Atheriniformes; Melanotaeniidae. The transcript has 4 exons. The record is from RefSeq and is a predicted model, not a curated record.